Messenger RNA from Daktulosphaira vitifoliae (grape phylloxera), 1361 nucleotides. Its product is annotated as valacyclovir hydrolase-like. The coding region runs from base 112 to 1101 and encodes 329 amino acids. The transcript has 5 exons. NCBI's taxonomy places the organism in Eukaryota, Metazoa, Arthropoda, Insecta, Hemiptera, Phylloxeridae. The record is from RefSeq and is a predicted model, not a curated record.
GGGAUUGUUUUACAAGUUAGUAUCAUAUCAAUUCCAAUAUCUUACUGGUUGAAGAAUAUUGUAAUACAAACAAUUCAUUGUUAAAUUUUUUUUGAAGCUCAUUCUUUAAUAAUGGCUUUUAAAUAUUUUCUUGUAGUAUGUUUGUCAUACUAUUUGGUCGUCUCAAACGUAAAUUGUGAAAGAGGAGAUUGUGCUACAGUUACUACUGGUUUUGGCCCUAUGAAAUAUAUGAAGGUAGGAACAGGUUCAACAAUUUUGGUUUUACUGGACGGAACAUUAGGUGACAUUGUUGCCGAUAACUUUGAAAGAAUCUACAAUGACUUUGAUCAUUCUAAAUAUACGAUCUAUCAAGUAGACUUGCCUGGAUACGGAGGAAGCCGUACAUUGGUAGCACCAAAAAAAUAUUCAAAUAGAGAUUUCCCUCCGGAAUUUUUUGAAAGAGAUGCAGAUGCUGUUAUUCAAACCAUGAUAGAAUUGAAUGUAGAAAAAUACUCAGUUUUAGGGUGGGGUUACGGUGGUACUGUUGCAAUGUUCGUUGCAUCUAGAGCACCAGAUAAUGUGGUUAAAUGCGUCUCGUGGGCUGCUAAACCAUUUUCAUCGAAAACAUUAGUUGCAAAAGAAAAACAAAGGUUAAAAGUACCUGUUAAAGACUGGUUGCCAGAAGUAUUGGGUAAACAAACAUUGAGUCACAGUAUUGAAAAUAUAGAAGAAGCUUUUAAAGGUUUAACUGAAGCGUGGGAAAGUUUGCUCAACUCAGAUAAUGCAUCGCCAAAACAAUGUUUAUCGAAACUUUCUACACCAACUCUUAUAUUGUAUGGAAAGAAUGACCCAUAUGCAGACUCUAACUUAAUACAAGAAAUAAGAAACUAUGCAAAAAACACUGCUGUUAUUUUAUUUGUUACCAAAAAACACGCUCUUCAUAAACUCGAUAAGUUCGCCCCAGCUGUCAAAGAUUUCUUAGAUAGUAAUGAUUACAAAAUGGGCGGCGAUGUGGUAGAAAUUGAUUGCACUGAUCAAGACGAAAGGGAGGAAGAAGAAAAACAGAAAAAACGAGAAGAACAGAAAAAACUAGAAGAACAACAGGCUGGAAGUAGUAAAUAAGAGGGAUAUAAAAGUCUCCUUAAUAUUGUGUAAUAAUUAUUAUUACAUAAAAGUUUUAUUCAGUCAUUAAUAAAACAAUAAUAUUGUAAUCCAAAUAUUUUUAAAUGAAUAAUUUAUUUUAAAAUAUGCAAUUUUUUAAUACAUUUUAUUGUAAAAUCUUACAUAUAAUUUUUAACAAUAUAUUUCAUUACUAUUGUACUCUCUGUUUUAUAAAUAGCACAAAAUUUUGUUCUUUAAUAAAUUAGUUAUGCACAUGAAAA